CUCCAGUCGAUAUGCCUCAACCCGGCAACCCUUUUGCUCAGGUUCCUAAUGUCCAGUAUACACCGCCAUAUCAUCCACAGUUUCAUCAUCUAAAUGCACAGCACGCUUUCCAGCAGCCAAAUGUUCAGCUCGCCCAGGUCCAGGCAUCCCAAAAUCAACCAUAUCAAGUCCAGCAAUCUCACACUGCUCAACUUCAUGCACCCGAGCCUACGAUACCUGCCCAGAAUCUUCUCGACAUCCCUUUCAACGACAGGUGGGAUAUUCUCAAGCCUGUGCUUGAGGCUCUCUACCAUAGGGUCCCAGCUGUCAAGCUGUCAAAAAUUGUGGAAAUGAUGAAAGACGAAUAUAAGUUUGAUGCAAAUGAAAAUCAGUACAAACAUCGCUUCAGCAAAUGGGGCUGAAAAAAAAAUCUACCGCGUGCCAAAAUUGACAUAAUGGUUGCCAAGAAUCAACGACGGACAGAGCAAGGCAAACCUACAGCAGCUAUCACUUACAAAGGAAGGCCUGUAGAUCAGAAGAAGAUCCGACGGUAUGCCAAAGCGGCCUCCAAACAGGACGUUGUCUUGAGCUCUACCGUUGAUAGACGAAGCGUCGAAAUUUUGGGACGACCUAACGCUGUUCUGUCCUUUUCCAAUAGCAUUUUCCUUGAAUGGAACAUGCCGUACGGAACCGCUUCAGAUCCUAGAACCUUCGCCUUGUUCGAUCAUGUGUCCCCUUUCGGGCCGAAUCAUUCCAC
Molecule: messenger RNA, 736 nt
Organism: Mytilinidion resinicola
Lineage: Eukaryota; Fungi; Ascomycota; Dothideomycetes; Mytilinidiales; Mytilinidiaceae
Exons: 3
Coding region: 12-401 (129 amino acids)
Source: RefSeq, a predicted model, not a curated record